UCUACUUCCGGUUAUCUACCUCUUUCCCAAUUGUAAAUAUGGCGAACACGAAGAAGCAGCCGCCGAAGGUUCCAGAAACUCUCCUUAAACGGAGGAAGAAGAAUGAACAGACACGGGCCAAGCAAAUCAAGGCCAACCUUGCUGCUAAAAAGAAACUUCAAGACAAGAAGCGUGUCAUCUUCAAGCGUGCUGAAAAAUACGUGAAGGAAUACAGGGCCAAGGCCAAGUCUGAAAUUAACCUUGCUAGACAGGCAAAAAAAUCUGGCAACUUCUAUGUUCCAGCCGAAUCCAAACUUGCAUUUGUCAUGAGAAUCAGAGGUAUCAAUGGUGUACAUCCACGUCCAAGGAAAAUCAUGCAGUUGUUGCGUCUUCGCCAGAUCAACAAUGGUGUGUUCAUCAAGCUGAAUAAAGCCACAGUACAGAUGUUGAGAAUUGCUGAGCCUUUCAUCACAUGGGGUUACCCCAAUUUGAAGAGUGUAAGAGAGUUGAUCUACAAGAGAGGCUAUGGAAAGGUCAAUGGUAGAAGAAUACCACUCACAGAUAAUGCCAUCAUUGAGAAAGUACUAGGUAAACGUGGUAUCAUCUGUAUGGAAGACCUCAUCCACGAGAUUGUGACAGUAGGACCCAACUUCAAACAGGCCUCAAACUUCCUGUGGCCCUUCAAGCUUAACACACCUAAUGGUGGCUGGAGACGUAAAUACAACCAUUUCAACGAUGGUGGAGACUGCGGGCUCAGAGAAACACAGAUCAACCCAUUGUUGAGAAAUAUGGUUUAAUUUUUUGUUGUACACAUGGACCUUCAGUGCUGGAAAAUAAAGAGAAAAAUCAGAAAAAUC
This is a messenger RNA of Mercenaria mercenaria, 836 nucleotides long. Its product is annotated as 60S ribosomal protein L7-like. Gene Ontology annotation, biological process: maturation of LSU-rRNA from tricistronic rRNA transcript (SSU-rRNA, 5.8S rRNA, LSU-rRNA). NCBI's taxonomy places the organism in Eukaryota, Metazoa, Mollusca, Bivalvia, Venerida, Veneridae. Gene Ontology annotation, molecular function: RNA binding; structural constituent of ribosome. Gene Ontology annotation, cellular component: cytosolic large ribosomal subunit. The transcript is spliced from 6 exons. The record is from RefSeq and is a predicted model, not a curated record. The coding region runs from base 39 to 776 and encodes 245 amino acids.